AUGUCGACAGCCAAGCUCCUCCCCCGCCGCCCCGCUGCUGCUGCCGCCGCCGCUGCCUCCUCCGCACGGCUAUUCUCCAGCAGCAGCUACCGCCUCUCCUCGACCUACGCGCACCUCUCGCAUGAGCUCCCCGCGCGCCGCCUGCCUCCCAUCUACAGCGACCUGGCGCCGGGCAACUCGCACACGCUCGGCAUCUCGCUGUCGUCCUUCCUGCCCGCGAGCUGGACGACGUCCAGCGCCACCACUGCGCUACCUGCCAACGCCCUCGGGGCCCCGGCCCUGCCUCGCGCGUCGCCGACACUCGAGCUGCCGCCCGCGCACCACCUCGUCUACUUCAACCCCGUCAUCCCCGCCGACAAGCUCCUGCCCGACGGCACGGACCCGCUGCAGAGCCCCGGCGCGCCGUUCGUGCGCCGCAUGUGGGCGGGCGGGUACGUGCGGUUCGCGGGGGGCGAGGGCGAGAAGAAGGAGGGCCCGGUGGUGCUGGAUGGGCAGAGGUGGGUGUGCGUGGAGGGCAUAAGGGACGUCGCGGUGAAGGGCAAGGAAGGCGAGGAGAAGGUGUUCGUGGGGAUCGAGAGGCGGAUUGGCCGGGCGCUGGAAGGAGAGGGCGGCGAGCAUGGUGGUGCGGAGGAGGAGGAGAGGGUCCGGCGCAGGCUGUGGACGGAGAGAGAGGAGGAUUGGGGCGAGGCGAGUCUGGUGGAGAGGAGGAACAUCGUCUUCAUGCGUGAGAGAACGCCGGAGGAGGCGAAGGUCGAAGUGAAGAAGGCAAGGGGGAAGAUGCUGUUUCCCCAGAAUCCCCCCGACUUCACGCAAACUCUCAUGCCCACACCAUCUCUCCUCUUCCGCUACAGUGCUCUCACCUUUAACGCUCACGCCAUUCACCUUGACCCUCACUACUGCCGCACCGUCGAGGGCCACCGCAACCUUCUCUUCCACGGCCCGCUCUCCUUCUCACUGCUGGCCACCCUGCUUCAGAACAACCUUCCCGCUGGCCGCCGCAUCGCGCAGCUCGAGUACCGCAAUCUGGCCCCGCUGUACUGCGAUGAGCCGGUCAAGCUGUGCGGAAGGAAGGCGGACUCCACGAAUGGCAAGGCUAAUAAGGGUGAUAAGUAUGAGGUUUGGGCCGAGACUCCUGAGGGCGGAUUGGCGGUGAAGGGGACUGCAUACACGAUCGCUGCGUAA
This is a messenger RNA of Lasiodiplodia theobromae, 1182 nucleotides long. Its product is annotated as Prephenate dehydratase protein. Gene Ontology annotation, cellular component: mitochondrion. The record is from RefSeq and is a predicted model, not a curated record. The coding region runs from base 1 to 1182 and encodes 393 amino acids. The transcript is spliced from 2 exons. Lineage: Eukaryota; Fungi; Ascomycota; Dothideomycetes; Botryosphaeriales; Botryosphaeriaceae. Gene Ontology annotation, molecular function: (3R)-hydroxyacyl-[acyl-carrier-protein] dehydratase activity.